Messenger RNA from Oreochromis aureus, 1411 nucleotides. RefSeq lists its product as uncharacterized. The record is from RefSeq and is a predicted model, not a curated record. Gene Ontology annotation, molecular function: protein binding. Lineage: Eukaryota; Metazoa; Chordata; Actinopteri; Cichliformes; Cichlidae. The coding region runs from base 97 to 1179 and encodes 360 amino acids. The transcript has 8 exons.
CGGAAAUGAAUUCGUCGGGCUGUUUAACCAAGCACACAGUAGUUGCUGUAUGGGCAGGCUGUAUUUGUGGAGUAAAUUGUAUGUAUUUAGCCCCAGAUGGAGAUAUUAGGAAGCACGUUUGACGACUCGGUGUUUUCGGAGGUCAGAGACCGAGUGUGUGUGUCUCUGUCUUCUUACAGCGCUAAACUGUGUGAGCCAGAGUGGUUUUGUGACAGUGCUGCUCUGGAUACUGAAGAUUCUCUGGAGAAGCAGAAAGUCUACAAGUUCAGAGGUGACCUGGCUGUGAGACAAGGAAACUAUCAGAAAGCCUUGGAGGCGUACAGCAACUGCCUGCAGUGGAUCGCUGACAACAACCUGACCAUUAGACGAGAUGUAAUGGAGGGGAUGGCCCGAUGCUGCACCAGACUGGGACAGAGAGACAGAGCGCUGGAGUUGGCCCAGUUACUGAGCAAAGACGCCUCCAACACCUGUCACCUAACCAGCCUCCUGCUGCUCAAGGUCAGCAUCUACGAGCAUUUUGGAGCUGUAGGAUCAAAGAUGUCGUCUCUGCAGCAGCUGUGUAGCCUGCUGCCCUUUAACCCCUGGCACUGGUUCAGCCUGGGACAGAUGUGUUUGCAGCUGCUGGACAGAAACAGAACCACAGAAUCCUUCUCCUCUGAGAGCUGCAAAUCAACAGAUGAGCAGGAGGACAGAGAGGGGCAUCAGGAGGAGACCGCAGAGCUCAACGAGGACAGAGUCUGGCUCAAAGCUUGCACUUGUUUCAUCAGGACAAGACUCCUGUUGAGAAUCCUACGACAGCAGCAGUCCUCCUUUGUGCUUCAGCGUAGUGAAAGAGUCCUACAGAUGACAGAAGAGGCGUUACAGCGGCUAAACCCCAAACAAGAAACCCUGCAGGCUCUCACUGAGGUGAUGUCAGAGGACCUGAUCCCAGAGAAGAUGAGGGAGGACUACCAGGAUGGGGAGAGCCUGACCAGUGUCUCUUUGCACAGCUUCAGACAGCGCUGGUGGAAUAAGAUCUUACUGACAGGCGUGUUAGAGACUGACGGGCAGCAGCAUGAAACACAAUAUCCUCAUGCUGCAGUGUUGACUGUUUACAAAGGUGCACACAGACAGGAAGGAAGUGAAGAACCAGCUGAAGAUGGUUCAGACAAGCAGCACAGUGAAUGUGGUCGUCAUUAAGCCUACAGACUGAACUUUAUUUAAAUAAAGCUGAAUAUGGCAGAAGAUGAAUCACAAGUCCCUGAAAAUUAUAGUUUUUCUUGAUGUCAUUGUUUUUUCUCCAUGGAUAGAUGAUCCAGCAACAACACUUUUGUCCUGCAGUACUACCGACUGUCCAUCAUUGGCCAAGUUGGUCACAUUACUGAAAACUAUGUUGGAGGAAAAACCCAAUAAAUUUGGAUAAAAAAAUGUG